Messenger RNA from Alnus glutinosa, 2612 nucleotides. RefSeq names its product G-type lectin S-receptor-like serine/threonine-protein kinase At1g11330. The record is from RefSeq and is a predicted model, not a curated record. Gene Ontology annotation, biological process: protein phosphorylation; recognition of pollen. The transcript is spliced from 6 exons. Gene Ontology annotation, molecular function: ATP binding; protein serine/threonine kinase activity. NCBI's taxonomy places the organism in Eukaryota, Viridiplantae, Streptophyta, Magnoliopsida, Fagales, Betulaceae. The coding region runs from base 1 to 2328 and encodes 775 amino acids.
AUGUCAUCUCUUCUUGUUCGAAAUACCAACGUGUCAGCUCUUCUUGUCUUGCUAUUCUGCUUUUGUUUAAAGUUUUGCUCUGCCACAGACACCAUCACAGCCGCUAAGUUCAUCACCGACCCUGAAACCGUAGUCUCUAAUGGCGGUGAUUUCAAAUUGGGAUUUUUCAGCCCUGCAAAUUCAACCGAUCGCUAUGUUGGGAUAUGGUAUGCUCAAAUUUCAGAGCCCACUGUCAUAUGGGUUGCUAACAGAAACAAGCCCCUCAAGAAUUCCUCUGGAAUUCUAACCAUAUCCGAAGAUGGCGAUCUGGUGGUAUUAAAUGGGCAAAAGGAGGUUCUUUGGUCAUCAAAUUUAUCAAGUUCUGUUGUCAAUUCGAGUGCCCAGCUUUUAAAUUCUGGAAACCUUAUCUUGCAAGGAAACACUACAGGGACAAUGAUAUGGGAGAGUUUCCAACAUCCUUCUGAUACAAUGUUGGAAAAGAUGGAAAUUAGUACUGAUGUUAGAACAGGUAAGAAAGUGCAGCUGACAUCAUGGAAAAGUCCUUCUGAUCCGUCCAUUGGAAACUUCUCUGGCGGUAUUAAUGUUGGUAAUCUUCCUGAAUUUUUUGUUUGGAAUGACGGCAACCCAUAUUGGCGGAGUGGUCCUUGGAACGGCCGGGUCUUUAUUGGACUACCGAACAUGAAUUAUGUAUAUCUUGAUGGAUUUAGGCUUGUAGAUGAUAAAGAAGGAACAUUCUCUUGCACUUUUUCCAUUUCGAACAAGUCUUUCCGACUGAAUUAUGUCUUGAACGCGCAAGGAAUUGUAGAUGAAAAAUAUUCCUACAAUGGGGAGGAUUGGGUGGUCACGUGGUCAACUUUGGAGACUGAGUGCGAUGUUUAUGGCAGGUGUGGGGCAUUUGGAAGCUGUAAUUCAAAGAAUUCUCCAAUUUGCAGCUGUUUAUGGGGGUUUGAGCCAAAGAAUACAGAAGAAUGGAACAGAGGAAAUUGGAUUAGUGGAUGUGUGAGGAGGACACCAUUGCAGUGUGAGAGGAUGAACAAUGGCAGUGAAAGGGGCAAAGAAGAUGGAUUUUUGAAACUGACGAUGAUGAAAGUCCCAGACUUGGCAGAUUGGUCAUCUACUUCGGAAGAAAAAUGUAGAACCCAAUGCUUGGAGGGUUGUUCUUGUAUAGCUUACGCAUAUGAUACUGGCAUUGGUUGUAUGAAAUGGACAAGAAGCUUAUUUGACGUACAGAAAUUUUCUACAGGCGGAGCUGAUCUUUAUGUUCGUUUGGCCUAUUCAGAAGUACUUGCAACGAAAUUUCGUGGUGAAGACAAGCUUGGAGUAAACAUGAAUCAAGUUAAAAUCCAAGAGCUACCAUUAUUAAAUCUUCAGGAGCUGGCAAGUGCAACAAACAACUUCCAUCAAUCAAAUAAGCUUGGCGAGGGUGGAUUUGGUCCCGUAUACAAGGGGAAAAUGUCAGAUGGACAAGAAAUUGCAGUAAAAAGACUUUCAAGAGCCUCCGGACAAGGGCAAGAAGAGUUUAUGAAUGAGGUGGUGGUGAUCUCUAAACUCCAACACCGGAAUUUGGUUAGACUCCUUGGCUGCUGUGUUGAAGGAGAAGAAAAGAUGUUGGUCUAUGAAUACAUGCCAAACAAAAGUUUGGACGCAUUUCUCUUUGAUUCAGUUAAACCAAGACUAUUAGAUUGGAGAAGACGAUUCAUCAUUAUCGAAGGAAUUGGUCGAGGUCUGUUGUACCUUCAUAGAGAUUCUAGGUUAAGGAUUAUUCAUAGAGAUCUAAAGGCAAGUAACAUUUUGUUGGAUGAAGAGCUAAAUCCAAAAAUAUCAGAUUUUGGCAUGGCUAGGAUUUUUGGGAGCAAUGAAGAUCAAGCCAAUACUAAAAGGGUUGUUGGAACAUACGGCUAUAUGUCCCCUGAAUAUGCAAUGAGAGGACAAUUUUCAGAAAAAUCGGAUGUCUUUAGCUUUGGAGUGUUGUUACUAGAGAUAGUUAGUGGAAGAAGAAACAUCAACUUUUGUGAUGACGAGCAGGCCAUGAGCCUUCUAGGAUUUGCAUGGAAACUGUGGAAUGCAGAAAAUAUAAUGGCAUUAACAGACCCGAUGAUACGAGAACCAUGCUUUGAAAUGGAAAUUUUGAGAUGCAUACAUGUUGGGCUGCUGUGUGUGCAAGAUUUUGCUAAAGAUAGGCCAACUGUAUCUGUUGUUAUUUCAAUGCUUAAAAGUGAGACUAUUGAUCUGCCUCUUCCAAAGCAACCUGCAUUCACCGAAAGGCAAAUUGGCCCAGAUGCUGGCUCCCUUAACAAUGUUACUGUUACAAUAGUUCAAGGCCGAUAGCUUGCAUGUGUUUGUUUUUUAAACAAAACACACAAUCAGCUCUGGUUACAAUGGUUAUUUAUGUAGAAAGACUUUCAGGGUUAUAUUGCCUUUGGAAGGGGAAGCCUUAUCAAAUCACCACUAGCCUUUCUUUAGGAUUAUUUGUACAAGUCUUUGAUCUGAUUAUUUUGGUUUGUGAGCUGCUUGUUCCUGGUCCAAUUUAUUGUCUAUCUAGAGAGGUAUUGGGUUAUCAAUGUGACAUAUAAUAUUUUUAUGAUGAAAUAUGACAUAGAGAGUUUAGGUAU